AUGUGCCUAAUAUUAAGUGCGGAAGAAUUAAAAGAGUUAUUGGUGGACAAGAAGUGCCUUGUGUUUGAUCUAGGUACUCAAAAUCGUGUUGCAUCUUUACAAAAUGCUAGUAAUUUUCAACACUUAUGUGGCGCCACUUUAAUUUCACCACAAAUAGCUGUAACAGCAGCGCAUUGCGUAGAACAUGAACCAGAAAAUUAUCGUCUCCACCUUAAGAACUUCUGUAUCAAUGAUGGCAUUGUUACACCAUCCACUCAGGUUCUAGACAUCAUUCCACAUCCUCUAUUUGAUCGAUUUUCUAGAGCACAUGAUAUAGCGUUGUUGCGAGUACAACUUGAAUUGGAUGACAUAACAUGGCUUAAAGAUACAGUGAUACCCCAUUCUUCGUUUGGUAUAUCAGGUGAAUGUACAAUUUAUGGUUAUGGAUAUACAAAUACAGAAACAAAAAAAUUGUCAAAUAAAUUGCUUUCUGCACAACUUACAUUGGUGUCUCUGGACGACUGUACUGAAUCAUUAGGACAAUUCGUAGCUCCAAAAUACGAUAGCGGAUUAAUAUGCGCCGUGGGCGACGGAGUUGACGCAUGCCAGGGAGAUUCGGGAGCACCAUUGAUGUGUGCGGGAAAAUUGGAAGGUGUCAGUAGCUACGGGCUCAGUUGCGGAGUACCUAGAAUACCCGGGGUGUACACCAGCAUUGGUGCUCAUUUGCAAUGGCUUAGGAGUAUUGUAGAGGACAUACAAUCAUAGCUAUACAUAUAUGUACAUAUAUAGAUAUAACAUCAUUAUGAUUUUAAAUCAAUCAAA
Melitaea cinxia (Glanville fritillary) is the source of this 801-nucleotide messenger RNA. RefSeq names its product trypsin-2-like. The transcript has 5 exons. Gene Ontology annotation, molecular function: serine-type endopeptidase activity. The coding region runs from base 1 to 744 and encodes 247 amino acids. NCBI's taxonomy places the organism in Eukaryota, Metazoa, Arthropoda, Insecta, Lepidoptera, Nymphalidae. The record is from RefSeq and is a predicted model, not a curated record. Gene Ontology annotation, biological process: proteolysis.